UGAUCUCGCAUCCUCCUCACCUUCUAAGUGUAGGCUCUUAAGUGUAAGCGUACGAGUGGAGCACUGUCCUCCGCCAAGUUUCGUAGUGAUGGCAGUCGAAGAAGAAACUAUAGCGCCCCGCUCGAUCCAUGCCCGUAUCGCAGCCCUCAACAUCAACCAAGUCGGCACCCCAAUUCCCAAUGCUGGCGCGAGGGGCGGACACUCCAUCGCGAAGGCCGCCGGUGGGAAGAAGCCGCCUCCGCCUCCUCUCCCGCCCAAACGACAUGAACAAUCACCUCGAUCCGAAUCGGCAGAUAUCCCGUUAAAGAGCAAUGGAGUGGCCACCGCCCGGAGAAUUGGACACGGCACCGUUCCGGCGAGGCAAACUCCCCUCGAAAUCCUCCCUCCACCCGGCGUGAGUUCCCAGAACGGCGCAGCAGAAUUGAAACCGGCACUGCCACGGCGUCCGCAAAAGUCUCCCACGGCAGAACAGCCACCAUCACUCCCUGCUCGUCGGCCAUCCGAGGCACCCUCGAGCAGACGAGCAUCGAUUGAGUCCACGUGCUCCGCCGUGUCAGGAAAGUCCUCCCUUUCCAGCAUCGCACGGGCAAAUGGAAGCGUGGAAUCACUGGCGUCGACCACAUCCGGACGAAUUAAGGCCCCUCCAUAUGAUCCUUCGACGCUUCCCCCCUUGCCGGAGAAAAGGGCGAAAGACGAAGGCAAUAAGCCUGCGUUACCGAAUAGGCGGAGCACAAGCAGGCUGGCGGUGGAAGACACCGAGGAGAGGCCCCCGUUGCCAUCGCGAACGAGAACCGCGCCGGGCGGAAACGCCAGCGAUAAUAGCAGACCUAGCUUACCCAAACGAUCAGCUCUCGACUGGGCUAUGAACAAAGACGCCGAAACUCCUCCCCAACUACCGCGCAGGGGACAGAAUGGCAACUCUGCCGCUCCGCCCCCAAUCCCACUCUCAUCUCGUCCCGACCUGGGCGAGCUGAACAAGACCAAACCACAUCUCAACGGCGCGUCCAACGGCGCCUCAGCGCUGGAUAAUUCGAAAGCGCGCUGCCUCAUCUGUCGCGACUUCCAGGCGGUGGACGAACACGCGGCUCGCUUCCCACGCCAAUCAAUCCCAUCCAACGAUAUGAAAUGGCUCGCACAUCAGCUUACGUCCCCGUUUCCGGCUCACGUCGACAAAGCGCGUGCGAUUUUUACUUGGACCCACCACAAUGUCGAAUACGACUGCAAGGCCAUCAUUGACAAGAGCACCCGAGCUCCUAUGACCGCGGAGAACACCAUCGCUCGCGGCCUGGCGGUUUGUGAAGGUUACGCAAACGUGUUCCACGACUUGGGGGUGGCCGCGGGCCUGGAAGUCGAGAAGGUGAAUGGACAUGGCAAAGGGACCGGCUAUGCUGGGGCGACGGCAGAUCGGAUUCCGCCCCCCAACCCAUCUGGUCACGCGUGGAACGCGGUCAAGAUCGAGGUGAACCCCGAGGUCGGUCCGUCAGCGGGGAUGUAUUGGAAGCUAAUCGACCCGUGUUGGGGGGCGGGUUCGGUGAACAAUUAUCAUGAAGGCUACAUCAAGGGGUUCAAACCCGCGCAUUUCAUCAUGUCCAACGACGAAUUCGGCAUCAAGCAUUUCCCCGCGGACGAGCGUUGGUUCUGCCGCUCGGACGGCCGCCCGUGGACGUGGGAGCAGUACAUUCUCAGCGAUGUGGGCAAGAAGGAUGGCCCGAAAACGUGGAGCUUCGAGCACGUCGAGCCCGGGAUGGACGAUCGCACCUUCCAGCCGACGACGGGCAAAAUCCCCCUCCACGACCCGAACGGCGGGCCGACGGUCCGGUUCGCGGUGCGACGCAAGUGCCCGCAUUGGGACCCCCUCACGAACGGCAUCGGGAAGUCAUACCUCUUCUUGGUGAAGGUCGGGGAUCGGCCCGGUUACCUGCAAGAUCAGCUGCCGAUGAAGCACGAUGGGUACAACUGGUGGCUGGACGUGCCGCGGCGGGAGCUGGGGAAGCCGGGGGAGCUGGUCGAUAUUCGGACCGUGGGCACGAUGGGCGAGAAAGACGGGAAAGGUUUGACAGAGGAUGAGUUUUAUCGCCUGAUGAAGAGUUCAAGCGGCAUCACCUUUAACUCCAUCCUGGCGCAGUGGGAGUUGGUCUAAGGCGUUUGAAUCCGCCGAACUGGCUGGUUCGAUCCGAACGGGUAGUUUCCAACGACAGCACAGCAUGAGAAUCUGACGUUCCUACGAUGACAUUACGAGCGUUGAAUAGAUACCACUCUUUGUUGGAGUUAUGGCGCAAUGUACGGUUCGAUUUUUUGCUCAAUACUAAUGGCACCGCAUUUGACAUCAAGAACCGUGUAGCCGUGCCCUCACAACUGAAGUCUGAGGCCAACGGAAAGCUCGGGACGGCGAUCUCUGGGACUCUAGCUGAUCAAUCUUUGAAUAGUGGGGAGGAGUCUCUAAAAAUCGUGCAUUUUAUUAGGAUUAUAGUCAUUUAUGCCUAUGGAGCCAUUACCAAGCA
Messenger RNA from Eremomyces bilateralis CBS 781.70, 2501 nucleotides. RefSeq lists its product as uncharacterized. The record is from RefSeq and is a predicted model, not a curated record. The coding region runs from base 89 to 2140 and encodes 683 amino acids. NCBI's taxonomy places the organism in Eukaryota, Fungi, Ascomycota, Dothideomycetes, Eremomycetales, Eremomycetaceae. The transcript has a single exon.